Molecule: messenger RNA, 1131 nt
Organism: Bradysia coprophila
Lineage: Eukaryota; Metazoa; Arthropoda; Insecta; Diptera; Sciaridae
Product: astacin-like
Biological process (GO): proteolysis
Molecular function (GO): zinc ion binding; metalloendopeptidase activity
Source: RefSeq, a predicted model, not a curated record
CUAUUGGAACCACUUCCUACGAUUGACCCAAAAUCAGGUCUCAUCGACGUUCGAUAUCGCUGGCCUAACAACGAACUUAUUUACGAAUUCGACGCAGGUUUCGUUGAGGCAUCUAGAACAAGAUUCAUGAGCGGUUUAAAUCAUAUUGUCGGUCGAACAUGUAUGCGUUUCAAGACAAGGACAACAGAAACGGACUAUGUUCGAGUUUUCCAAGGUAGUGGGUGCUACUCGUACGUUGGAAGAAUUGGUGGCAGACAAGACUUAUCGCUUGGAAACGGUUGCGUAUUUAUGGGAACAAUUGUCCAUGAAGUCAUUCAUGCAAUUGGUUUCUAUCAUGAACAAUCCCGAAGUGACAGAGAUAACUAUGUCAUUAUAAAUUGGGAAAAUAUUGCAGAAGGCCAACAACAUAAUUUUGACAAAUUUGAAGACACAAUGGUGUCACCUUUUAAUGUGCCUUAUGAUUAUAGCAGUGUCAUGCAUUAUAGCAGAACCGCCUUUUCUAAGAACGGGCUCGAUACUAUCACAGUAAAAUCGGGUGCAGAAAUUGGUCAUAGAUCAGCAAUGAGCAAUUUAGACUGGACUAAAGUAAACAAUAUGUACUGUCCAAAUACAUUGGGCAUUCGUAUCAUAAAUGCUGGAGAUAAUUUAUAUUUGCAAGGUGCUGGCCCAUCCAGCGAAGGAGUAGCAGUUAUAGCAUCCUCAUUUCAAAAGGAAGAUCACCAAUUGUGGACUGUACAUUAUGGGCGGUUACACACUCAAACUGGUAGUACAAUAGUACCAUGGAGUCAGGAUGGAGGUUCAGUGAAAUAUAUGGUCGAAAAUAGUUCGUCUAAUGUUCUAAUUGCGAGUAACACUACACAAAGCAGGGAGAUGUGGAUGGUUAGGCCUGUCAAUCCGCCAGCGCCAAAUCCUCAUCAGAUUGUAAAUGUAGCCUCAGGGUUAUGUCUCUACAGUCGCGGAUCGUUGCAAGCUAGAACGGGAAACUGUAACGUAAAUGACAUCAGUCAGAUAUGGAAUAUUUACCAGGCGUAGUUCAAUGGCGUUUUUAACUACAACUGGAAGUAGGACUAUAGAUGAACUUUAGGAAUUUUGGAACAAAAGUUAGAUUUACAGCUAAUAAAUGAUUGAUAU